CAUUAUCAUUCCCGACAACCCCACUCCAUUGAAGGGAAUGGCUUUUAUGAACGUUUACUACUACGGCGCGCCCUACAAUCCCUUGCGAGGCCAACGAUCCCAUUCAUCAUUUGCUUCUCGGGUGGACCACCAUUACAAGCGCGUUUCUGACGCCAUAUUGAACGCCGUUUCUGAUCGAUAUCCCAUGAAAGUUGUUCAUUGUUCCCCGUAAUAUUCCCGAAAUUCAACAUUAUCGUACGCGCGCGCGCGCGAUAAGAUCGAUAGGAUCAUCGUGCGUGAGAAAUUAUCCGUGGAGUCGGAAGCUGCUCACAGCGAUUGAGAUCGCGAUGUCCUUCGCUAUCACGGCUGAGGGACGCGUAAUUGCCGAGAUAAUUAACGAGAAACUGUAAUCUCGUAGAUUCCACGAACGGGCGCUGCCCAUUCUUCGUUCAAGCGUUCCUAACCUUAAACAGAGUGAACUAGACGUGAACUGCGAAUAUGGGGAACAUGUGCAACGAUUGUAUGGCUAGAGUGCCAUACGCAACUCUCAUAGCAACUAUAAUGUGUUGCUUAGGAGUUGGAAUCUUCUGUGGUACCAUGUACAGAGGUGCAACAUUGUGCGCUCUUAUGAUGGAUCAGGUGUUUCAUCUUCAUCUUGGAUGGCUGGAAGCGGUGCAGUUGGUAUUUGCAUCGAUUGGAGCUUGCAUGGCAGCUCUAGGAUUUAUGAUUUUGUGCGUCGGUUGUCUUGCAACUGGUGCUACAAGGCACAAAGUCUAUCGAGCAUGGAGAUCUAGAGUGGGUGGACGUAUCUCCUGUGCUGUUUUUAUGACUAUCAUUUAUAUCUUGCAAAUAGCUUGGCUUCUGAUAUUUGCAUUUCUUACUAUCAUUACGCUGAUAUUCACUAUAUUCUGGGGCCUGUGCAGCAAUCCACGUGUUCAAUCUCUUGAUGACUGUAUUAAUUUCACUCAAUUCAAUUUCCUUUUUCCAAACAAUACACGGGUGCAGGAUAUGCAAGUGUGUGGAUCUCAGGAAGUCAAACUAUUCUGCAAGGACUUUGUGGAAAAGGCUGAAGUGAUGUUCAUCCUGGCGACUGCAGCGUCCAUGCUGGUUAUCCUAAGCCUAAUACACUACCUGAUGUGCUUAUCCGCUAAUUAUGCGCACAUUCGGGAUCACGAGAAGUUCCAAGAGUUGCAGGAAAUACAAUAUCUGCAAGAUGCAAUCGAUACGGAUUCUCCUCAACCAGGAAUGGGUACUCUGGGUUCUCAUCGUGGCAAAGACAGGUUCUAGGACACGGCCCGCGAGAUCUUCGUCAUGAAUCCUUUGUAAGGAUUCCUAAAGGAUUAUUGUUCACUGGGACAUGUAGGAAAUCCUUACGCCCGAUUGGAAAUCUCUUCCAGGUAUCACUUCCUCUUCUCUAUGUACCUAAAUUCGGUAUUCUGCUCAUUGCGGUGCAUCUAUCGCCGUUACGGUAGUUUACUGAUCUGAAGAUCUUGCGGGAACCAAUUCUAUGCCGUCCAUUUUAUCUGUCGUAUAUAAACAUUUACUUCGUUUUAUAAAAAGAUGUUUAUUAGAAUACGUACUAAUAGUACGUAAUAUUUUCAUCUUUAGCCCGAUUCAAAUCAGGCUUAUUCGCAGAGUUUCGAUCUAGAAUGUAAAUUAUAUGUUUACGACAAUUCGUAAACUCAUAGGAAAAAGUAUUUGAAAUAUGGCCUGUGCGUGAAACGCACAUGAUUACAACACAUAGAGAUUGUUUUUUUCUUCGAUUAUAUUAUUAUAUUGUGUUUCGAUAUAUGCACGCGUACGUUGCGUAUAAUUUUUCUAAUAGUAUCAUAUUAGGUUGAUAUUAAAUUCAUAUGAUAAAAUGUUUGUCGAACAUAUUGAUUGAGUAUUAGAUAGAGAAUUAUUAGAUAGAAAUUUUCUUGAUGAAGAAAAUUGUGAAAUGAAAUUCUUGAUGGAAACUUUCUUUAUUCGAUAGUUGCUACGCCGACAAACUCGUUAUAUGAUAAAUAUAAUAUCAUCCUUGGAAAAGUAUUUACGAUUUGAAAUAAUUGUCGGUCUAUUUUCGGCAUUAGAAUUAGUCAUUCUCGGACUGUCGCGCAUUCUUUUACUGAGAUUUUUUUACGAAAGGAGAUUUCUUUUUUAUAUACAUAUAUACAUUUAUAUAGUAAGUAACUAAACAUGUAUUUUCGUUACAUUCCAGAUUUAAAGCAUGUUAGAAAAAUUCUAACUAACAGAAUAAUGAUAAAAAAGAUAACUUUCUUAUCUUUAUAUUAGAAAUAUACCAAGAGUUGUUGAAAAAAUCUUUUUCAGUCGAAAAUUAUAAAAUAAUGACUGCAUAUAUUGCAAUAUUACUCUAAAUGAUUACUGAUUAAACUUUCAGUGAAUAUUUUUCCAACAUGCUUGUUGAAGUAUAUUUACUUUGUGGAAUUUACAUUGUGGAAAAAGAGAAUUUUUGUUUUUCAUAUUAAGUAGCUUUUCAUAGAAGUUAAAUGUUAAAGAAAUGUAAGUAAUAUUGCAUAUGUAUGAAAGAAUAUCUAUAUUCAUAGAGAAUAUCUCUAUUUCUUGUAUA
This is a messenger RNA of Camponotus floridanus (Florida carpenter ant), 2548 nucleotides long. RefSeq names its product proteolipid protein DM beta (gene M6). Gene Ontology annotation, biological process: neuron projection development. Bases 478 to 1266 code for a protein of 262 amino acids. Gene Ontology annotation, cellular component: plasma membrane. The transcript has 6 exons. Lineage: Eukaryota; Metazoa; Arthropoda; Insecta; Hymenoptera; Formicidae. The record is from RefSeq and is a predicted model, not a curated record.